UCUUUCGAACUGCUGGUGACGUAGGUUCGGGGAUCUGCAGGCAGGUGCUUAGUUGUCUCGCGCCAGUUGCUGCUGCUGCAUUUGCUGCGAGAGACCCAGAACGCGUUUUCGAGAUGGCGUCUGCCACUGAUGCCCGCUACGGCCAGAAGGAAUCCUCCGACCAGAACUUUGAUUACAUGUUCAAGAUCCUCAUCAUCGGCAACAGCAGCGUCGGGAAGACCUCCUUCCUCUUCCGGUAUGCGGACGACUCUUUCACCCCGGCCUUUGUCAGCACUGUCGGCAUUGACUUCAAAGUGAAGACCAUCUACCGCAAUGACAAGCGCAUUAAGCUGCAGAUCUGGGACACGGCUGGGCAGGAGCGGUACCGGACCAUCACCACUGCCUACUACCGAGGCGCCAUGGGCUUCAUCCUGAUGUACGACAUCACCAACGAGGAGUCCUUCAAUGCUGUCCAGGACUGGUCGACCCAGAUCAAGACCUACUCUUGGGACAACGCCCAGGUGCUGCUGGUGGGCAACAAGUGUGACAUGGAAGAUGAGCGGGUGGUGUCGUCGGAAAGGGGCCGCCAGCUUGCUGAACACCUGGGGUUCGAGUUCUUCGAGGCCAGCGCCAAGGACAACAUCAACGUGAAGCAAACCUUUGAGCGCCUGGUGGACAUCAUCUGCGAGAAGAUGUCAGAGUCCUUGGAUGCAGCUGACCCGGCAGUGACCGGUGCCAAGCAGGGCCCCCAGCUGACUGACCAGCAAGCCCCUCCACACCAGGAUUGUGCCUGCUAAGAGACUUGAGUGUGGAAACUCCACCCUUCCCUAAAUUUUCCGGGGACCCCCCCCUGCCUGCCAGUGCCCCCGAUCCUUGGCAACUUUUGCUCCCCUGUCCUCACCACCCACUCCCACAUCCAGCCCCAUCCUCUUCCUUCUCCCUUUGCAUCCGGGGGGGGGGGACUCAGACCCGGAGUGUGUCCAGCCUUCUUGGAAUCCUAAACAUCGCUCCCUUCAAUCUUUGGGUGGGGGCAAUACGUUCCCACCUGCCUUUUGAGCCCCAGGGAGAUUUUGUUUGGAUGGAGGUGGAAGGAGAGGUAGAGCAGGAAUUUUAGCAGCCCUCGUGGCUUUAUGCUUUUAUUCAUGUAUUUAUUUAUGUAUUUAUUUAUAUAUUUAUACUUCCCCUCUGUUUAUAUGUCUGACUUUCUCUACCUCUUCCUCCUCUCUUUGAGGGUCCCAACCCGCUCUGGACCACCUCUGGCUGUCAGGGCAAUGUUUGUGUUUUCACAUGCAGGAGUACCUGCGACAUGGAAAGUUCCUGUCCCCUUUCCUUCCCUCUGUCUCUUUUGGGUCAUCUUGGCUCCAGGAAAGAUGUUCCAGAUGAUAAUUCCUCCCCUGAGUUGAGUGCCUGGUCCAAAGCAGGAGACGGUCCCUAAUUCUGCUAAGUCAGCAUUUGAACCUUGUGUCUUUUAACUUGCGCCUGGCCAUUGCCACCACCGCCUUCGCCAUCUGACACACAGAGACACGAUAGGGAUUUUUCCCCAGGGGGGGACACCCUUUGGUUCCAAGCAACUUCUCCCCACAGCUACUCUUGUGGAUUUGAAGGUCUCGUUUUUGCAGGUUUGGCAAAGACUGAAGCCUGUGCCUGGCCAUACCACUUUCCUCCCCAAGCAGAGGCACACAAUAUUGGGUUUUAUUUUACUUGCCCCAACCCAUUCAACAUCUCUGUGUGUACAAAGUGUGUUUCACAGAGAAGGCCAGACUUGGAGUUCUGUGUGGACUGGUACUGGUAUGUUGUUUGUGAUAUAUGUGAAACUACACAUCUAGUCUGAGAUGGCACAGGUCAUGUUAUGCUUGGGUUUCUUGGACCUUGGUGGUUAGAGUGGCUGUGGCAGACGCAUGCAAUUGUGUCCUCCCUAACUUGGUCUCCCCCCCCCCUCCCAGGGAAGUAUCUUCUAGUUGUUCCACCCAAGAGGACAACUCUGCCCUUUCCCACUCUUGGUUGUAUAAAAGAUCUUCGAGGCUUGCUUGAUCCUCCUUCCCGUCUUCCUCAGUGUACAGAAAAGAGAGAAGGGAAGACUAAGAUGUUCACUCCUGACCCCUGUAAAUAGAAGUAGGCUGUGAUGUGCCCGUGGACCUCUCAUUGCUGUGCCGUGGCUUGUGAUGUUUUUAUGUUGUUGUUUUUUUAUAAAUGUCAUAUAUUUUAAAGGUUUUUCAGUUGCUUGUGAGUUGUUACUGAUACAUGUAUAUAUACAUAUAUACAUACACAGAGACAUUUAAAAAGAGAAAGGUCGACAGAGGGAGGGCAGGCAGCUAUUGUCACCCUGAGUUGCUCUGCAGCAUUGGAGGAGAGUGAAACCCCUUUGCAGACCCCCUUGGAAAAUCAAUUGAGAAACACCUAUUUUUAAAAAUGCAUUCCUUCUCCUCUUUUGAGACAUGUCUCCUUGCUUUUGGAAAGGGAUAGGGGUGUGUUGGAAUGAUUUGGACAAUCUAGUUUCCCAGCACAGUAAACCACCUUUUUCUUCCGGUGCAAAGCAGUGCAACUUGGUGGCUGAAUUCUGUCAACAACCCUUUGCGCGCGUUCCCUUCUGCUCCCUGCCCCAAUGGCCCUCCUUUUAAUUUUUAAUGGAAGCACUGGAAGGUUUGUUUUACGGAUACUUUGACACAAGUUGUCCUCUUUCUCUUUCUCUCUUUUGUGAAGUUUACUUCUAUGGAAAAAAAAUAAGCUGUACUGUAUUUAAAAAAAACCUGUCAGAAGUGUCAAAUUCAGUUUCCUAUUAAAAAAACAACAAAAAAAUCACUGUAUUAAACAGAUAUGUGAAGAAAUAAAAUUGCCGAUCACAAAAAA
Molecule: messenger RNA, 2826 nt
Organism: Sceloporus undulatus (fence lizard)
Lineage: Eukaryota; Metazoa; Chordata; Lepidosauria; Squamata; Phrynosomatidae
Gene: RAB3A
Product: RAB3A, member RAS oncogene family
Exons: 5
Coding region: 114-776 (220 amino acids)
Biological process (GO): regulation of exocytosis; axonogenesis; protein secretion
Cellular component (GO): axon; synaptic vesicle membrane; synaptic vesicle
Molecular function (GO): GTP binding; GTPase activity
Source: RefSeq, a predicted model, not a curated record